UGUAAAGAAAAAAUUACAUUUAAGACAUGUGCUUAAUAAUUUAACGGAAGUACUUUCAUUUCCUUUGGAACAGGAAGAGAAAAUUGUGGAAUAUAUCGAUCUGCUUAAUACCCACAUGUUAUGCUAUUGUUUACGGAUGUGAAGCAUGCGGAUUUCACUGAAGAAUAUUUUUAACUUGGUAUGCACUGUAUUUGCCGUCUACACUCUUCUAUUCAUAUUAAACAUCUUGACUCCGUCCCCUCGUGAAAGAGCAACCGAAAAAACAGACUUGAAAAGUUUGCGACAAGAGGCAGAAAAUGAACAGAGGACUGUCAAGUCUACCGUAAAAACCGCCAUUACAACUGAAAAAGAUGUUCUUGAUGAUAUCCCCGUAGCAAUAACUGAGGAGAAUGUUCACGAGUUUGACCGUAAAUUACUGCAAGACAUGUACUUUAAAAUAAAUCACAAAGAGGCAUUACUUCAUGGAAAAUUCAGAGAGAAAAAAGGUUUUCUUACCAUUGGCAUACCAUCAGUAAAACGAAAAGACGUUUCUUACUUGGAAACCGCUUUGGCAUCCCUAGUGGAGCACUCUCUUCCUCAUGAACGUGAGCGCGUAGUGAUAGUAAUUUUUUUAACGGACAGUAACCAUACGUGGGUUAUAGAACGAGCUAAGGAAAUAUAUAAACAGUUCAAAGAACAUGUUAAGACCGGCUUUAUGCAAAUUGUUCAUCCACCACAUAUAGCAUAUCCAAAUUUCCAGUAUUUAGAGAGGAAAUAUAAUGAUAGCAUGACAAGAGUCGCCUGGAGGAGUAAACAGAAUCUGGACUAUUCCUACUUGAUGACUUACUCCAGAAAUAUGUCGCAAUAUUAUCUUCAGCUGGAGGAUGACGUCAUCACCACAGCGGGAUAUCUGUCUAAGAUUAAAUCAUUUAUCAGCCAAAAUUUAAAGAAAACAUGGCUCUUUCUUCGUUUUUCUAAAUUGGGAUUCAUCGGUGUUCUAUUCAAAAAUUCCGAUUUAAUUAAAGUAGCUGAAUUUUUAUUGGUUCUUUUCGAUGAAACUCCAGGUGAUUUGUUGAUAAAUGAACUGAAGCGCAUCAAAGGUCAGCAAAAGGAAAUUCGCAUAAGACCUUCAUUGUUUCAACAUCAGGGUUUAAUUUCUUCAUUGGAAAAUAAGAUUCAAAAGAUCCAAGAUAGAGAUUUUCCGGGAUAUGUCAAACGUAAGGUUAUAGGAUGGACACCACAGUCCAAAAAUCCAGAAGCCGAAAUUUUUACAAACAUGUCGGCUUACAAGACUUUUCAACCAGAGGCAGCAUACUAUCCAGAAGAUAAUAACGAUUUUUUCUGGGCUGUGGAUCCUAAAAACAGUUCAUUUUAUAGAAUUAUUUUUAAAAGCCCUAUAAAUAUCACAACAAUUUCUAUUAAAAGCGGUCAUGAAAAACAUCCAGAUGACAAAGUGACGUCAGCUUCCGUCAGUGUAUCGUCUGUUUUAAAACCAAACGGUGACAGAUGUGAAAAGAGGACUAAGGUGGGAUUAUUUGAACAUGGAAAAUUCAUGUUGAAUUCAACUAAUAGGGAAAAUUUAAACAACGUUAAGUGUGUGUCCGUUGAUAUCCACGAAGACCAAAAGACAUGGAUAGUACUACAUGACAUCUUAAUAAAAACAAGGUGAUAUGAGUGAAAAUGUUCGAUUCCUCUGUGUUCAUUUCAAAAUUUAAUAUAUCCUUACUACCCAAGGCUUCGUCUUUCAAUUCGUCUUUUGCAAAUUUUCAACUUUAAGUGCUUGUAAUAUCUAACUGCCAUUUGUACUUUAACCUGUCAUGAGCAUGUAUUCGUUUUUAUUAUUGUGUUUUGCAAUAUUUUAAAAGGUUCUCUUAG
Saccostrea echinata is the source of this 1854-nucleotide messenger RNA. RefSeq names its product alpha-1,6-mannosyl-glycoprotein 4-beta-N-acetylglucosaminyltransferase-like. Gene Ontology annotation, biological process: protein N-linked glycosylation. The record is from RefSeq and is a predicted model, not a curated record. The transcript is spliced from 5 exons. NCBI's taxonomy places the organism in Eukaryota, Metazoa, Mollusca, Bivalvia, Ostreida, Ostreidae. The coding region runs from base 146 to 1648 and encodes 500 amino acids. Gene Ontology annotation, molecular function: acetylglucosaminyltransferase activity.